AUGGAGUCCGUCGUGAUCGACUACAAUACCGAAGACCCCGAGAACACUGAGCCAGGAACUACCACUGAUGUCUUCGCUGGGCUUCGUCGCGUCCCUGGAAAAUUCCCACCUCUUGCACUAUUGAUCCUCAUUGUUGAACUUGGAGAGCGUUUCACAUACUUUGGCGUCAGUGGGCCAAUCCAGAACUACAUAAACAACCCUUAUAGUCCCGAGUCAAACCUUCCUGGCGCCCUAGGCAAAGGCCAAUCUGUCGCCACUGCUCUCGGUGACUUCUUCAAGUUUUGGGCGUAUGCCUCUACCAUAAUUGGUGCAAUUAUUGCAGAUCAAUAUCUCGGCAAAUUCAAGACUAUCACACUUGCGCUGGGAAUUUACAUUGUCGGCCUCAUUAUCCUUGUUGGUACUUCCACGCCGGCUGGAAUUGAGAAUGGUGCUGCAUAUGGUGGUUUGAUCACCGCAAUGGUCGUCAUUGGCCUUGGUACAGGUGGAAUCAAAGCUAACGUCACUCCGAUGUGUGCCGAGCAAUAUCAAAAUGCGAAACCGGUGUUGAGAGUUCUUAAAACCGGAGAAAAGGUUGUCGUUGAUCCAGAGCUAACUGUUCAGCGGCUUUUCAUGUGGUUCUACUGGGUUGUUAAUGUCGGAGCCCUCUCACCUUUGAUCACGACGACCGUUGAGUCGAAAGUGUCUUUCUGGGUGGCAUAUCUGAUUCCCUUGAUUGUGAUCGUGUUGUCAGCGAUUGUAUUUAUAUCUGGCCAGAAACGCUAUAUCAGAAUCCCUCCACAGGGAUCUGCCAUCGUUGACGCAUGCAAGGUACUGAAUAUUGUUCGGCAAGAGAAGCACUUCAAUGACGCGCUACCAUCAGCUUUGGAAGCAUCAGGGCGACUAGAGAAAUAUCCAUUCGCAUCGUCACCUCAAUACACGGAUCAGUAUGUUUUAGACGUACGCCGUGGCUUCAGAAGCUGCAGAAUGUUUGCCUUCUUCCCUUUCUACUUUAUUUGCUGGGUUCAGAUAUGGAACAACCUGAUCUCACAAGCUGGAACAAUGGCUCUGCAUGGAACCCCAAAUGAUCUCCUGCAAAACCUUGACCCAAUUGCAUUAUGCAUCUUUAUUCCUCUCCUUGACUUGGGCGUUUAUCCCCUACUUCGGAAAUGGAACAUCAACUUCAACCCGGUCUACCGAAUCUUCGCAGGCUUUGUUCUCGCAUCUUUAGCUAUGGCCUAUGCUAGUGUUCUUCAGCACUAUAUUUAUAUCUCACCAAUAGACAGUAUUCAUGUCUGGAUACAGGCUCCGGCAUACAUCUUUGUGGCUUUAUCUGAGGCAUUCAUCGUCAUUACGGGUCUCGAGCUGGCCUUCACUCAUGCCCCAAAGAGUUUAAGGUCUUUUGUCUCUGCACUAUUCUGGUUGACUAUCGGUAUAGCGGCGGCAAUCUGUAUUGGUCUUAGCCCUGUAUCCCAAAACCCCUACCUUGUUUGGAUGUAUGGGUCUCUGGCAAUCGUGGGCUUUGUGGCUGGGUGCGCAUUCUUACUAUGCUUUCGGAAAAUUGAUCCAUGUGACCAAUCGCUGGUCGAAGGCAUUUCUAUCGAAGCAGACGCAACGGUGUCUCCUACCAAGGCGAACAAUGAGAAGUCUAAUCUGCAAUCUUAG
Penicillium pulvis is the source of this 1641-nucleotide messenger RNA. RefSeq names its product Major facilitator superfamily domain general substrate transporter. The coding region runs from base 1 to 1641 and encodes 546 amino acids. The record is from RefSeq and is a predicted model, not a curated record. Gene Ontology annotation, biological process: transmembrane transport; oligopeptide transport. Gene Ontology annotation, molecular function: dipeptide transmembrane transporter activity; tripeptide transmembrane transporter activity. NCBI's taxonomy places the organism in Eukaryota, Fungi, Ascomycota, Eurotiomycetes, Eurotiales, Aspergillaceae. The transcript is spliced from 8 exons. Gene Ontology annotation, cellular component: fungal-type vacuole; plasma membrane.